AUGGCUGACGAUGGUGAUUUUGACGAUGGAGGCGGUGAUAUGGGUAUGGAUGAUGACAUAGACGACGAUGAAUUCAAUGAAGAUGAUCAAGAUCCAGACGGUGAUCAAAAUGCACAAACAGACAAACAACAAUUACAAGGCGAUGAUCGAAUGGAAAUUUUUAAUGAAGAUGAUGCUAAUGCUGCUCAAGCAGCUUUGAGAACUGAUCCAUCAAAACGAACCACAACACCAUAUAUGACUAAAUAUGAACGAGCACGUGUAUUAGGUACACGAGCAUUGCAAAUAGCUAUGUGUGCACCAUUGAUGGUUGAACCCGAUGGUGAAACAGAUCCAUUGCAAAUUGCAAUGAGAGAAUUAAAAGAAAAGAAAAUUCCAAUGAUUAUUCGACGUUAUUUACCUGAUGGAAGUUAUGAAGAUUGGAGUAUUGAUGAACUUAUUCUAACUGAUUAA
Molecule: messenger RNA, 450 nt
Organism: Rotaria socialis
Lineage: Eukaryota; Metazoa; Rotifera; Eurotatoria; Philodinida; Philodinidae
Source: the annotation of a GenBank genome assembly